CAAAGAUGGACAAAAUAAUGGACAGUGAUGAAAUCACAAGGGAGGGGUCGGCGUAUAAAUUGCUGCUCCGGCGUACAAGCAGCACAUCGCCAACAGUUGCGUCCCUUGGUCAUCGAGGAGCGUCCUUCUUCAGCCGUCAGCAAUGAGAGCUACUCUGGUGUUGCUAGUUGCAGUUGUGGCUAUGGUUUGUGCUGCUCCAUCUCCAGUGCCAGCACCCAAACCAAGCCUCUACCCUCUUGCCUACAGCUACCCAUCUGCACUCACUUACAGCGCAUACACAUCACCCUACUACACAAGCUAUGUUGCACCCUACUCAUAUGGCUACCCAAAUUUAGGGACAUUUGCUGAGUCCAUCAGGACGAUAAACAACUCAUCACCCUGAAGAUGGAAGCAGCAAUAACCUCCGAAAUGCUAUGCAUACUCAUAUCCUUAUGUGUUUGUAUGAAAUGGCAGAGGAACGACAAUGAACUGGCAACUUCAACUUUUGUUUACAAGAAAGCACUAUCAAUUUUCAUCAACUUGCAUUUGUCAUAAUCUUGUGUUGUAAUUGUACAUUUAACAUUUCCUAACUCAAUAAAUUGCUAAGAUGAGUAGCAAA
Zootermopsis nevadensis is the source of this 598-nucleotide messenger RNA. RefSeq lists its product as uncharacterized. The record is from RefSeq and is a predicted model, not a curated record. Lineage: Eukaryota; Metazoa; Arthropoda; Insecta; Blattodea; Termopsidae.